Rangifer tarandus platyrhynchus (Svalbard reindeer) is the source of this 573-nucleotide messenger RNA. The record is from the annotation of a GenBank genome assembly. Lineage: Eukaryota; Metazoa; Chordata; Mammalia; Artiodactyla; Cervidae.
AUGUGCCCGGCGUGCCCCCGAACCAGAAGGGUGAAAGGCAAAAAGUGGGGACCCCCAGGUCGCCCCCAGGCCGGACUCAGACUCAGCGCCGGGGCGGCUGGGAGAGUCCCGAUCCCGGAGCCGCGGAGCAUCGGGCCAUGCCUACCUGCUGCCGCUCGGUCGCCGCGCGCCUCUGCCCGCCUCGCCGCCAGGCGCCGCGCCGGGGGCCACUCAGUGCUCCGGCCGCUCGCGCGGCACUUCCCCAGUGCACGUCACCGCCGCCUGGCGCCGCCCCGCCGGGACCCCGCGGGAGGGGCGACCCAGUGCUCCCCGACGGCGCAGAGAGCGGCGCGGGCUGAGCCUUCUCGCCGGAUCAGUCCCGCUGCCCCGCGCCCUCAGACCGGCCCCCCGGCCUCGCCAACCCCUGGAGCUGAGCUGGGAGCCCUGGCCCGCAUCCCCCUCCCGCCCCUUCGUCUCCCACUCUCUGCGCUCUCGCCUCUCUCUGCCGGGGCUGGUACCGAGCGCGACUGGGUCCCGCGUUCUCCGAGGCACCGACCCCUGUCGCCCCCCGCGCCCGGGGGCCGCGCGCUCUGA